Messenger RNA from Clupea harengus (Atlantic herring), 1289 nucleotides. RefSeq names its product eukaryotic elongation factor 2 lysine methyltransferase (gene eef2kmt). The record is from RefSeq and is a predicted model, not a curated record. Lineage: Eukaryota; Metazoa; Chordata; Actinopteri; Clupeiformes; Clupeidae. Gene Ontology annotation, cellular component: protein-containing complex.
UAUGCGUCCAUUUUACUGUGACGAAUGAUAAAGUGCAGUUAUAUCAAAUGAUCAUAUAGACUAGUGUGACUAUUCACAAUAAUUGCAAUUCGCCCAGUAGAGAGAAUGCAUGAGCUGUAAAUAAAAACUACAACAACAACGCAGCAACGCGGUCGUGUGGAGUACCACGAAACUACUCCGGGUAAUCAGGAACUGUUGUUACUGUAGUGUGGUUACACGUUAAACCUUAGCGCACAUUUCUGUCUUGAUAUAGAUGAACAACUAAUGUUUACAGUCGUUUAAAGAAUGACGGCUACGGUUACUGGUUCAAAUAAUUUCGUAGAUGAUGCGAGUCAAGUGAAAGAUAUCGUUUCCACCUUCAGGGUACAUUUCUUAGCCAUGUGUCGGUUGAAUACUCUCCCGUGGAGCUUGCUUGAAGCUGAACUCAAGAAUGGGCGAUCAUCAGAUCUUUUCCUCGAUAUUUUGAAUCAGACAUGUCUUCACACAGUUUGUCUCCAACAUCCCCCGUCAGUGAAGUACAGGCGACUCUUUCUUCAAGAACUGAUUAAAAUGCACGAAUCUACCACAGCAGAACCAUCGGAUGAACUUUAUGAAGCCUUGAGUGAAGUUCUGGGCCUCGAAGAGGAGUCCACCUGCCAUAAAAGUUAUUUUCUGCCCUCAGGUGAUACCGUGAGUCUGAAAGAGAGUCAGGCUGUUAUAUCUGAAGGCACUACAGGGCUGGUGACAUGGGAGGCCGCCCUGUAUCUAACCGAGUGGGCUUUAGAGAAUCCACAGAUGUUCGGGAGCAGGACGGUACUUGAGUUGGGCAGUGGAGUUGGACUAACAGGUAUAGCACUGUGUCGCUCCUGUAAACCUAGGAAGUAUGUAUUCAGUGACUGCCACCCAACUGUACUGCAGAAGCUGCGUAUGAAUGUUGAGCUCAACAGCCAGGAUCUGACAGAUGUAUCGCUCUGUGUGGAGGAGUUGGACUGGGAGGGAGUCUCUGAGGACAGUCUAACAGACAUCAACGCCAACACAGUCAUUGCAGCAGAUGUGGUGUAUGACCCUGAGAUUGCAGAUUGUCUGGUGUCACUGUUGGGUAUGAUACUGAAGUCUUCGACUAAGAGUAGUCAACCAGAUGUUUACAUUGCCUCGACAAUCCGCAACCCAGAAACAUACAGUUUCUUCAAGAAGCAACUCGCAAAUGCUGGAGUGAAACAUUCCAUCGUCCCAGGUCCUACAACCCAAAUCUUCCCGUACAACAGGCUCUCCACCAUAGAAUUAAUAAAGUUACAUUUGUAAAAGAGAAA